AUGGUGAAUGCUCACUCUUGGCGACUACUAAUUGAUCUUCACAUUCUAGUGACAAUCUGCUGGCUUCUGUCAGCAUCCUUGUACUACCUCUGUUAUGUACACGGCCCUACCUUGGCGUUUCCAUAUGCCAUCGGGAAGCACCUGUACUUGCCCAAUUGUGAGCCAUCCUCCGAUUCCAUUCAAGAUUUGUAUGUAACGCCCAACAUGACACCAGAAGUAGCCAAAGAACAAACUGAAAAGCACGGAGUUGCUUUUGUGGAGCAAGUCUUGAGUCCAGCCACUGCUUCCAAUUUGCGGCAAUACAUUCUAAAAGCCAACUAUGAAAUUCAAGGUACCUUUAUCAAGGAGAAUGAGAAUCGAUUUCACAUUAUUCCUGAUCCAAUGGAGCCUUCCAUUCGAAUUGCGUUGAAAGAAAUUGCAUCACACAAAGUCUUUCGGCCACUGAUUGAUGCGGUAUUGGGACCAAGCAGCUCGUUGGUGGCUCUGUCUGUCAUUACCAACUUGUACGAGGCCGAAGGGCAAGAUUGGCAUCAUGAUACGGGAAUGUCCUAUGCCACGCAUCCAGAUUACUUCGUUCCUGAAUACACUCUAGCCAUUCCCUUGCAAGAUACUACUAAAGAAAUGGGAGCCACUGGCAUCUGUCCAGGUACCCACAAGUGUAAUAAUCUGAAUAUGGAUUACAAUGUGGUUAAACCAAUGUAUGAAGAAGCGAUGAGGCAGUAUGAAGAAGCCCAAAGGAGAAGAGAGCUGAAAGCAGAAAGAGGCGGAGAAGGUGAUGAGACUGAUGAGGAAGUUUCUGAGGAUGACAACGACGACGACGAAAUGGAGGAAUCAGAAGACGAGGAGGAUUAUGACAACGAGGCUCCUCCGACAUUUGAAGAAUGGCUGAACUACAACCUUCCAUGCAAUGUUACAGCUUCUGUCAAUGCCGGUGAUGGUAUGCUGUACAAUGCCGACCUGACCCACAAGGGUGGCGCUCACAAUGAUCACACUGCAGCGGAACGGGUAGCGAUCUUCAUUACCUUUGCAGGUACUCGCCAAAGUCCCUCCGAUCGAAGGUCUUUGCCCAUGGGGACGGUUCAUUCGUUGCAUUGGAAGCGAUGGGGCCAUACUAUUGAUGACUUUCUCACCAUGGAAGAACAGCCGUGGAGGAUCUGGCAUAUUUUUGGCUUGGGUUUGCCAACCUCUCCAACAAAGGCGAACAGUGUCCGACCAUGGACAAUGCUGGACUACUUUUGGAUAAUUUUCAAGCACGAGAACGAGUGCAUGCAUCCCCUAUCGAAUGAAUUUGACUUGGAAUACUUUACAAACGAAAUUGUUGCACAAGUGUUCGUGUGGUCAGCUGGUAUUAUAGGUUUCUACCUGAUUGCGUCGCCCACUCUCGUUGCACUUUCAAUGAGACGAAUAAAAAAGGAACAAGAAUUCGGCGACACCAAGAUAAAAAAUGAAUAA
Cylindrotheca closterium is the source of this 1452-nucleotide messenger RNA. NCBI's taxonomy places the organism in Eukaryota, Bacillariophyta, Bacillariophyceae, Bacillariales, Bacillariaceae. The record is from the annotation of a GenBank genome assembly.